Mercurialis annua (annual mercury) is the source of this 2180-nucleotide messenger RNA. RefSeq names its product leucine aminopeptidase 1-like. The record is from RefSeq and is a predicted model, not a curated record. NCBI's taxonomy places the organism in Eukaryota, Viridiplantae, Streptophyta, Magnoliopsida, Malpighiales, Euphorbiaceae. Gene Ontology annotation, molecular function: metalloaminopeptidase activity; manganese ion binding. Bases 146 to 1882 code for a protein of 578 amino acids. The transcript is spliced from 10 exons. Gene Ontology annotation, biological process: proteolysis. Gene Ontology annotation, cellular component: cytoplasm.
AAACUCAUACACACACUCCUAUGGGUUAAAGCUAGAGAUGAUGUCAAUGCUAAUCAUCAAUCAAUUUUACUAUCUUAACCCACAAAAAGAAUUUUAUAUUUUUGAUGGGUUUAUUAUAAAUAGAUAGAGACCCCCACACCCAAAAAUGGCCGCAAGAGUAGUCUCCUUAGCCACUUCAGUUUCAAUCUCUUCAUUGUUUUUGACAAAGUUAAAGUCUCCCAACACUAACACCCUUCUUAGAUUCUCUUUUGUAGUUACUCCUCCUUUGCGUUAUCGUAGUCGGGCAGCAGACAGGAAGUCCAUGGCUCACACCUUAACUCGGGCCAAUCUUGGCCUUACUCAACCUGCUGAUCUUGAUGCCCCAAAGAUAUCUUUUGCUGCGAAAGACAUUGAUGUAGUAGAAUGGAAAGGAGAUAUACUUGCAGUAGGUGUUACUGAGAAAGAUAUGGCCAAGGACGAGAGCACAAAGUUCGAGAACUCGCUUUUGAAGAAGCUAGAUACCCAUUUGGGUGGUCUUUUAAGUGAAGCCUCUUCUGAGGAGGAUUUCACAGGAAAAGCCGGUCAAUCGAUGGUUCUUAGACUUCCAGGCCUUGGUUCUAAAAGAGUUGGUUUGGUUGGGCUUGGACAAUCAGCUUCAACUCCCUUGGCUUUUCGCAAUUUUGGUGAGACCAUUGCUGCUACUGCAAAGGCUGCUCAAGCCAAUAGUGUGGCUAUAGUGCUCGCCUCACCAGAAAGUAUCUCAAAUGGGUCUAAGCUUAAUACUGCCUCAGCGAUAGCAUCUGGUGCUGUGCUGGGGACAUAUGAAGAUACUAGGUAUAAGUCAGAAUCAAAGAAACCGGUGCUCAAUUCUGUAGAUAUUCUUGGUCUUGGAACUGGACCUGAACUAGAAAAGAAGCUCAAAUACGCUGAAAGCGUCUCCUCUGCUAUAAUUCUUGGAAAAGAGCUGGUGAAUUCACCAGCCAAUGUGCUUACCCCAGCUGCGAUGGCAGAAGAAGCUUCAAACAUUGCUUCCUCGUAUAGCGAUGUUCUUUCUGCCAAUAUUUUAACUGCAGAGCAAUGCAAAGAGUUGAAAAUGGGAUCCUACUUGGCAGUUGCAGCAGCCUCUGCAAAUCCCCCUCAUUUCAUUCAUUUGCAUUAUAAGCCUCUCAAUGGAACCGUUAAAGCCAAGUUGGCCUUAGUUGGCAAAGGAUUGACUUUUGACAGUGGUGGCUACAACAUCAAGACAGGAGCAGGUUGUUUAAUUGAGCUCAUGAAAUUCGAUAUGGGAGGCUCGGCAGCUGUUUUAGGAGCAGCAAAAGCUAUAGGUCAAAUUAAACCUCCGGGAGUUGAGGUUCAUUUCAUUGUUGCAGCUUGUGAGAAUAUGAUCAGUGGAACAGGAAUGAGGCCUGGUGACAUAGUCACAGCCUCAAAUGGAAAGACUAUUGAGGUCAACAAUACUGAUGCAGAAGGCAGACUUACUCUUGCAGAUGCUCUAGUUUAUGCUUGUAACCAGGGUGUAGAUAAGAUAGUUGACCUGGCAACAUUGACCGGUGCCUGUAUAGUUGCUCUUGGGCCUUCAAUUGCUGGUAUUUACACACCUAAUGAUGAACUGGCCAAUGAGGUUUCCAAAGCAGCAGAGGCCAGUGGAGAGAAAUUUUGGAGGAUGCCAUUAGAGGAAAGUUACUGGGAUUCCAUGAAAUCGGGAGUGGCUGACAUGGUCAAUACUGGUGGUCGUCAAGGUGGUUCUAUUACUGCAGCUCUAUUUUUGAAACAGUUUGUCAGUGAGAAGGUUCAAUGGAUGCACAUAGACAUGGCUGGCCCCGUGUGGAACGACAAGAAGCGAACCGCAACAGGAUUCGGCGUUGCAACUCUUGUGGAAUGGGUGUUGCACAAUUCUUCUUAGACACAGAGAUCGCGUACGGGGAAUUCUUGUCUGGACCGGAUGAUCAUAAAUCUGUUACUCACAUGAGUGCAUUCAAUAUUGUAAGAGUAGUAAAGUUUUUGUGAGCUGAGUUGUAUGAAAUUUCGGACUAUGCAAGAAAUUCCUCCAAAGUGGAUGGCAAUGAGAAGAGCUUGUGGGGUGUUUGGUUAUGAGGGAUGAGUGUGAAGAAUAAAAAAUAUAUUCUGAAGGAAAUGGAGAGGAAUAAUAUAUUUGAACAUGUUUAUUUUUGAAAAACCUUUCCUAGUUUUUUAGCCUCUAA